This is a messenger RNA of Apaloderma vittatum (bar-tailed trogon), 720 nucleotides long. RefSeq names its product tumor necrosis factor receptor superfamily, member 4 (gene TNFRSF4). Lineage: Eukaryota; Metazoa; Chordata; Aves; Trogoniformes; Trogonidae. Gene Ontology annotation, biological process: inflammatory response. The record is from RefSeq and is a predicted model, not a curated record. Gene Ontology annotation, molecular function: tumor necrosis factor receptor activity; protein binding. The coding region runs from base 1 to 720 and encodes 239 amino acids. The transcript has 6 exons.
AUGAAAAUGCGCUGCACUUCAGAAGCAGACACAGUCUGUGUCCCCUGUCAAGACGAAUACUUCAGUGAUGAGCACAACCAUGGCUUCUGCAAGCCGUGCACGAUCUGCAACGCUAGUAAGGGGAGCGUGGAAGUGAAGAAGUGUGAGAAGACCUCUGACAGAAUUUGCAGGUGUCUUGCAGGUUACAUGCCAGAUGCCGCACGUACACAGGGAGGCGCAUGCGUACCGUGUCCUGAAGGGUCUUAUUCCGUGGGGGGAAACAAAGAAUGUCAACCUUGGACCAACUGUAGCAUUCUUGGGAAAAGCACUCUUCGACCAGGGACAAAAGCAGCUGAUGCCAUUUGCAGUGACCACAUGGCACCGGUGACAGCUGGCACUGCUGCCUCUCAGAGCGCAACACCUGCUCUGAAUCUUUCUACCGCUGGCCGCAAGAAUAAUACGUCGACUACAGCGUUCACACUGUCCAGACCCAGUGUGAUUCCUUUAAUUUGCUCGGAUACAAACAGCCCCACGGAGACUAACUGGGGAUCUAUAUCACUUAUCCUUAUUUGUGUGGUGUUGCUCCUGGUGAGCGGAAUGUCCAUCCUCCUGUUGAUGAUCCAAGCAGUGAAAAAAGAGACCAGGAGGAGGCCCUGUAGAAAGAACCAGCAAGAAAAGAGCUGCGGAGUUCCUAUCCAGGAAGAACACAUGGACUGCAAUUCCAGUUUCAUCAAAAACUGA